Molecule: messenger RNA, 333 nt
Organism: Drosophila obscura
Lineage: Eukaryota; Metazoa; Arthropoda; Insecta; Diptera; Drosophilidae
Exons: 2
Coding region: 24-323 (99 amino acids)
Source: RefSeq, a predicted model, not a curated record
CUGUGGAAUGUUUCAGUGGGGAAAUGUCAUUCAUGCAGCUAAUACUCUUCUGCUCGCUGACAGCAGCUGCGCUGUCCGAUGGAAUGCAGCAACAACGCCAGAAGCCUUUGUCCUGGUGGCAGGAGCAAUAUUACCAAUCGAAAUGGCGUCAGAGAUUUCGUUUCACCACAACUGCCGUGCCGGGGGCCACACCCGAGUGGCAUGAAGUGCGGAUGGUGUAUCCCUGCUACUGCUACAAGCCGCCACAGGAAGGUGAGGCCACAACCGCCAACUACGAGAGGUAUAUGGUUGAGAACGAAGAUUUGUUUAUAUUGAAUAAAUAGCUUGCCCACA